AUGUCCAAACCCUCCAGCUUGUUCACCUCCUAUACCGACGCCGCCAGCACCUACUGGCCACCCGGCUGGAACUUCCAGCGCUAUGCCCACGCUACGCCCGAGGACAACGCUGCACUGUCGGACGAGGAGCGCGCCAAGAUGCAGGCCGGCUUCCGCGAAGCGCUCGGCGAGGAUGGCGUUAUAGAUAUGGCCCGUGUCGUGUGGCAGGAGCAGCUGCGCUGCCAGCAGCAGCAGCAGCAGCAACGGCCUCCGCCACCUCCCCCCAACUGGCUGAAGACUUGGCGCAAACAGGCGGGCGGCUACGGCGGCGGGGCCUGGGGCUUCAUCGCCUUCUAUACUUCCAGUACCGUCGCCGCCAUGUCUGAGUCGGAUGUGGCCAAAUUCCACACACGCUCACGAGAGAUGGCGGAGAUCCCGAUCCAGAAGGUGUUGGAGGAGGAAGGGCAUCCAGCCGGGGACAUCGCCGAGGCGCGACGCUCGUUCGAGAUCCGCUGGGUCGAGGUGGACGACAACGACGACGACGACGACGACGACGAAGAAGAAGAAGAAGAAGAAGAAGCCAAAGGUGAGAAAGGAAAAAGGGAGGCGGGGGUGGGAGGAGACUGGGUUGAGAAGGCGCGCGCCAGUUAUCGCGCUAUGCGCGAGUCUGGCGUCCUCCCGUCAGGUCUCGCUCUGCCCGUCUUCCUCUGCGCAUCACCCGCCGCCGUGGUCUCGGUGCUGCGGACGUCGCCGGUGGAAGUGAAGGAGGCGCACGAGGUGAAGUCGCGUUGGCGAUCCGGUGAUGUCCCGUUCCUGCUGGUCGCGGCCGCGGAGACGGAGCAGGGGAUCGUCGUCGACGACGACGACGACGAAGAAGAAGAAGAAACCAAGGUUGGUGGUGGGGAAAGGAGCUGGUUCAAGCCUGUGUUCAAAGCGGCCGCCGAGGUGUUGGUGGACGAGCUCUGGUGGGUCGUCGCUGAGCAGAUCAUGUCGCUAGGCCAGAUGACGAGGUUCGUUCGGGGCGCGACGGUGGCUGAGGAGCAUGUCACGACGACGGAAGAAGAGAGGCAGGGGAGGGGAGUAGAGGCGGCUGAUGUUGGUAGUAGACGGGCCGAGGAGCCGGGCCGUGACGACGACGGGCUGGAUGACAUAUGGUGGACCGUUCAUAUGCCGCCGCGUCAAAUGAGGAAGAGGCGGAGGGUGUGAGCGAGAUCUGGAUAGUGAGCCCGAAGAGCUACUUACCUGACCUACGGCCAUCAGCCGAUGCGCAGGCAUUUCAAAUGUGCAUGCCAACUACUUGCAACUGCAGCUAUCCGCUAGCAUAGACAAAUUGUUCAGAUUUUCUAA
Molecule: messenger RNA, 1326 nt
Organism: Bipolaris maydis ATCC 48331
Lineage: Eukaryota; Fungi; Ascomycota; Dothideomycetes; Pleosporales; Pleosporaceae
Source: RefSeq, a predicted model, not a curated record